Molecule: messenger RNA, 2394 nt
Organism: Penicillium olsonii
Lineage: Eukaryota; Fungi; Ascomycota; Eurotiomycetes; Eurotiales; Aspergillaceae
Source: the annotation of a GenBank genome assembly
AUGGCGGAGCAAAUGGGCGCAUUGCAUAGCAUCCAUCUUACCUCGGAUGUGACCCAUCUCCUUGUGGGUGACACGAACAGCGACAAAUACAAGUUCGUGGCAAGGGAACGAAAUGAUGUGUUGGCCAUGAAACCAGAAUGGAUCGAGGCCGUACGGCUAUCGUGGACACAGGGAGAGGACAUGGACAUCGCUGCAAUGGAAAAAGAAUACAGACUGGCACCUUUGUUUGGUCUCAAGAUCUGUAUCACCGGUUUCUCAGAUCGUCAGUUUGUUCACGUUUGGGAAAGGGUCCUUGCUAACGAUUGCCUCGCAGUUCCCUUCCGAGCUUACAUGCAGAAAACGACAGAGGAGAAUGGAGCCGAAUACCGCAAAGACUUGACGAAAUCCGUAUCGCAUUUGAUUGCGCGGGACUCAACCGGCGAGAAAUACAAGUUUGCGACACAAUGGCACAUCAAGGUUGUUUCAGUCAAAUGGUUCACUGACAGCAUCGAGCGUGGAAUGAUUUUGGACGAAGAUAAGUACCAUCCGCUGGUACCACAAGCAGAACAGGGCGUCGGCGCGUGGAACCGAUCUCUACCAUCCCAAAGGGAACCUUCUCGAAGGGACAAUACCAAUGCCAACGAGAACUCCGGUAACCCACGACCUCGAAAAUUGCGCAGGGUGGCAAGUACGAAACUGGUAGACCAAAACGAAAGCAUUUGGGGCGAUAUCGUGGGGACUGGAUUCGAUCGUGAACCAAAUGGAAACACCACUCCCCAAGGGCAAAAGCCCGAGGCGCCCAGGCCUACGAUACAGGCAUAUAAAUCAUUUGCUAGCGAGACCACAUUCUCAGAAAGCACCCAGUCAAAUCAACUCCCAGCACCGGCGUCAGCCCCAGCCAAAGACAAUGGGUUUUUACAUGGGUCAUACUUCUUUAUUGCCGGGUUUUCUUCCAAGCAGACUAAAGUACUGCGAGAGCAUCUAAGUUAUAAUGGUGCCCGGUUGGUAGACUCACUGAGCGAGUUCUCCCGGCCUGAUAUUCCCAAAACAGGACAUGGGCUAUUCAUAAUGGUGCCUUACCAAACCCCAAGGUCGAAAGUCCCGUCCACGGACGAUAUGGCCUUUGAAUGCGAGGUGGUCACAGAGAUGUGGUUAGAGAGGUGCAUUGAUGCCAGAGCUUUCGUCCCCCCAGAAUCGCACGUUGCAAGCACACCAUUCCCGGAGUUUCCUCUACCAGGAUUCCCCGACAUGCGUAUCUGCUCUACUGGCUUUGGACGCAUCGACCUUUUACAUCUACGCAAAGUAGUAGAACUGAUGGGCGCCACAUACGGUGACUUCUUGACACAAAAAGCAUCUGUUCUCGUUUGCAAGGACCCGCAAACGGCCAGUCUGGACAAAUUGCGCCAUACAGGAGAAUGGGGAAUUCCAACAGUCUCCGCGGACUGGCUUUGGAUCUCAAUUCAAGCAGGCCAAAAGAAACCGUUCGAUCCAUAUAUCGUUCGACGGUACCCCUCGCAAAAUGCUACUGAUGCCGCGAAAGAUCCUACAUCCGCAAAACGAAAACAUCUGCACAAAAACGUUGACGACCGGCCAAGGGACUCGCCACUCCAUGGCUCUGUUGAUUCUCGUUCCAACAAUUCAAAGACACAAGGGUCCACGACGGUGUCAAUGAACAGAACAGUCCCGGUCAUCGGAGACGGGUUCGAAGACGAUGCACCGAAACCUUCUGUCCCUGAGUCUAGAUCCCCAUCGCCGGCUAGAAUACCAGAACAACAAGCCGCAGAUGAGCCAAGCACAAAGGAGACAACUCCGAACACCGAUUCGGCACCUAAAACCGGCCCAUCCGCCCUAGACACCGCAUUAAGCGGACUCCUGCAGCAAGCCCGAGCUGCCAAAUCAAGACAACAAGCCGAGACUCCCAUUGAUGCCAGCAACCCACCCCGACGAAAGCGCAAGCCCCUUCUAGGUCGUGCCCCAUCCCAUACUUCGGCAAUAGCACUGGAAAAUCGACUCUCACGCGCCAGCUCAAUUGACACACUGAAUGACGACGGUAUCGGAAGCGCGAUUGAAAGCGGUCAUCCAACACGAGAAAAUUCGCAAUCUCACGCUCGAGGCGAGCCGAGUCUGUCGUCCAUGCUGAGUGGCGGGAGAUUUGAUUUCCUUAACGAUCGACUGCCAGCUCACACCGAGGAAGAAGAUGAGGAAAACCAGGCGCCACAGAUGACGCAGUUGGGUUAUGAAGACGCUGACGCGGCUGCCAUGAGGGCUGAAUUUCUCCGAGAUGCAGGAAAGCUAUCAGACAAGACGAAGACUGACGGUGGUGUGCAUGUUGGGGAAGUACGGGAGUUGGAGGAUCUAGGGUGGGCUUCUGGUCGUAGGACGAGGAAGCACCCUAUUCGAAUCGAUGAUGAAUAA